GAACAAUGAUUUCAACAUGGCGGACAAAAUGAUAACUUGAAGCGACAGUAAACGUUUGGCAAAAAUUACAAUGUGUGGAAUUUGCUGUUGCCUUUUCGUGGAUAAUCACAGCUCUAGGAGUCGCUAUAAGGUUAUUUCAGAUUCAAUCCUUCCACAUCUCCAAAGAAGAGGUCCUGACCAUGCCGGAAAAACAGACUGUUCCAUAACAAAUGAUAAUGGAACAAUCUACUUGAAAUUUGUUGCUACUGUGCUUCAUUUGAGAGGAGCAAAGACUCCUCAACCUUUAGAGGAUGAAUCUGGGAAUAUUUUGUUGUGGAAUGGAGAAAUAUUUGGUGGAUUACAGGUAAAGGAAGAUGAAAAUGAUACUCUUGUUUUGCUGGAAAAGUUGUCCAACCAUCCAUCAGAUGUUCCUCCUUCUCAGCACAUUUUGUCUACACUGGCAAAGAUUCAUGGUCCCUGGGCAUUUCUUUACUGGCAGGUAAGUGAACAGAAGCUAUGGUUUGGCAGAGAUUAUUUUGGACGUCGCAGUCUCUUAUGGCACCUUCCUUCGAAUCCGGAUGAUGUACUUGCAAUAGCCUCUGUGACUGAGAGAAACCCUGUUGCUGCUGGAACGGAUCUGCAUUUUGAAGAGAUUCCAGCCGAUGGCCUGUAUUGUUUGGAUUUUGUGAGUUCGACGACCGAGCAAGACGAGAAACAAUAUUUCAGAAUCAAUAAAUAUGAAUGGACUAUUCCAGGUAAGGAAUUAGAGAGGAAAGGGCUUUUAAAUUGUCCUGUCACGCCUUUCAACAAACAAAUGCCAACUGAAAAAGAUUUAAGAAUCAUUGAAGAAAACAGGCGAAAGAUUCAUUCACAUUUGAGUGUACAAGAUGAAGGUAGAAAGAAACCGAAAGACAUUCCAAUGAAGGAGAGCAAAGGAACGUUACAAGGAGAAAAUUAUGUAGAAAACGUUAACAAAGAACUUCCUGUAGCUAUCUUGCAUCCUGACACUCUGAAAACAAGAAAUGAAACCGAAGGAACUAUUAUUGAACCUGAAACCUGGAACGUGAACUGUGAUCACGAAAUGACUGUGCGUGAAAAUAGUAUGCGUGAUUGUACUCGCAGUAUGAAGGUGAACGUUUCUUCGACAAACGGAACUUUGCUAGAUUCUUCUUUAAGAGGUUUUAGAAAAAGUUCAGAGAUUCCAUGUGAAUAUGAUUCCAGUUGCUAUCCGGUUGGGCUGGGCUGUACGGGAAACGAGAGAAACUUGUGUUUAGAAAAUUAUUCCAAGGAUGAUACACAAACUGAUUUAAACGAAGAAUGUGCAAACUUUUCUUCGACUUUGACAAUCGCUGAAGAGUGUCAUCAGAGCAACUUGUUAGGAACCCGAAAUGAGUGGGAUUCCUGUUACGGCGAAUCAAGAGACAAAUUUAUCGCAGUUCUUGGUGAUGCUGUAAGGAAACGAGUGUGGAAUCUACCGAGAACUUCAUGUGAUAGGCAUUUAGUUGCUUCUGUUUCUUCAUCUGGAAGAAGUGUGGAAGCGGGAAGUUUGGAAAAUUCAGAAGUUCGCGAUGCUCGUGUUGGAAUAUUAUUUUCGGGUGGAAUUGACUCAAUGAUGAUAGCAGCUUUGGCGGACAAGUAUGUACCUGUUGAAGAAGCCAUAGACCUCAUUAACGUAUCAUUUGAACAAAAAGUCAAUUCCAGUCAUCCUCCGAACAAGAAGACGAGAAAAGGAAAUCAGACGAAAAAGAACGCAACGGAAGUGAAACACUCUAGAAAUUUCGGCGUACCAGACAGACUUACUGGAAUAUCGGGUUUGGAGGAAUUGCGCCUUAUCAACCCGUCACGAAAAUGGAAUUUUAUCGAGGUCACGCCAUAUUAGCCAUUUGGUGUCCCCCCUGAACACAGUAUUGGAUGACAGUAUUGGAUGUGCUUUGUGGUUUGCUGCCCGGGGAGUUGGUCGUCUGCGAACCACCUCAGGGAAUAGUAAUCUCAAGCAAGAUAGUGAGGCAAAUGUUGAAGAUGAGACGUAUACAAGCCGAGCUAAGGUUCUGUUGGUUGGUAUGGGGGCUGAUGAACAACUGGGAGGAUAUGCCAGACACAGGACACGCUUCAAUGUAGAAGGCUGGUCAGGUUUAAUGGAUGAGAUGGAAAUGGAGGUAAAGCGAAUAUCUAAGCGAAACCUUGGGCGGGAUGACAGGUGUAUCUCAGAUCACGGUCGAGAAGCGCGGUUUCCGUUUCUGGACGAAGAUGUAGUCUCGUUUCUGAAUAGUCUACCAGUGUGGCUCAAGACAGAUCCAGGCUUGCCUAGAGGGACUGGGGAGAAACAGUUGCUGCGCCAAGCAGCGAGGUUACUUGGCUUGACGUCAUCAUCAAAGUUACCUAAGCGCGCAAUUCAGUUUGGUUCCCGUAUUGCCAAACUGGAGAGCAGUGGAGAGAAAGGAUCAGAGACCUGCUCUAGGUUUGAGUCCUAAAUGGCCCGUUAAGUAAGCCGAAAUAACAAUAUUUUGAUCGGUAAGGCUUAACAUUGGUCUUGGAUCGUUUGUGAAUAUCGAUGUCCAGAGGCACAGCAUUAGUAUCAUAACUAAAAAGCAUCCGAGCAAGCAGUUGAGACACAGGCAUCCCACAACAGCUUCAGCCUUUCACAGGAACCAAGUGUCUCACGGGACCGGAGCUUCUUUUGAUUAUGGAAG
Pocillopora damicornis (cauliflower coral) is the source of this 2669-nucleotide messenger RNA. Its product is annotated as asparagine synthetase domain-containing protein 1. The record is from RefSeq and is a predicted model, not a curated record. NCBI's taxonomy places the organism in Eukaryota, Metazoa, Cnidaria, Anthozoa, Scleractinia, Pocilloporidae. Gene Ontology annotation, molecular function: asparagine synthase (glutamine-hydrolyzing) activity.